CUUAGCAGCAGGUAUUUGAAGGUGGUAGCAGGUACCCCAAGGAGCAGUGGAAGUUCCUGGUGUCUCACUGAGCCCCAGUUUUGUUUUGGAGUCCCUGGAGUCAUCAAAGCAUUUCAGCUUGUUUGAGGAUACUGGAGUACUCCUUAUGGUCCCACCACAGGGGAGCCUCAGACUUACAGCUGUUGGAGUGAUUUAUCUUCAGAAUGUGGGGUUGAUGCCUGCACCCUGCUGUGCCACCAGAGCUGCCUGAACCACCCAGCAGCAUGGUGCAGUGGGUGGUUAUGGUGGUAGCUCUGGUGCUCGUGACUUGUGACCAAAAGCUGCGUCGUGUUGUCUCCUUACUACACCCUUUGGCUAUAGCUGUUUCUUGUUGCUGUUUCAAUUCUCUAUUCUUAGAGUAAAAAAAUGCUCAAGAAAUUAUGUAUAUUAAAAACAGGUGUAUGUGAAAACAACCUUCGGGAUGGUCCAGUCUGGCACAUGGUUUGGGAAAUGACAGAGCUAAGGUGGCAUGGGCUGCACCAGCUGAGCCUCUGGGCUGUUACACAUUGUGAAACUCUCUUGACAUGAUCAUGUAGUUUUGGUGGGUUGUUUAUCUUUUUGUUCCCAAAGAGCCUUGUUUGGACUUUGGUGUGUCAUCCAAACCCAAGUGCUCCAAGCUUGCCACAUGCUUCACUGUUCCUCAUUUCUUUGUGCUCACUGAGAGCCACCUGAGGCCAGUUUUGUAAAGUGAGCUGGGGUUUGCAGCCACAGCUGAGGCCAGUUGGGGCUGUUUGUAGUAGCACAGGGGUUGUUAGUAUCCAUAAAGACUGUGAGCACUGGUGGGCUCAGAUUGGUGUCUUAAGUUAUUGGGUAACUCAAACCAGCAGUUGUCAGUAGCCUCUAUUUCACUUUGUCUCAGUUUCAUGCCCGUGGGAUGGUUGUGAUGCCACCAAGCUUCUUUGUAAGCAGAGGGUAAGAAGAGUGACCUUUUUGGGUGGCUGUAACUGAAGAUUGCUUCACAAGAGCAACAGAAGAAGGUUUUUUGAGUCAUGAUGCAAGAAUCUGGGACUGAGACAAAAAGUAACGGUUCAGCCAUUCAGAAUGGAGCGAGCGGUGGCAACCAUUUACUAGAGUGCAGCCUGCGGGAAGUGAGAUCAAACGGCGAGACACCUUCAGUUGAAAUUGGGGCUGCAGAUUUAGCACAUCUUCAGCAACAGCAGGCUCUCCAGGUAGCACGGCAGCUUCUACUGCAACAGCAGCAGCAGCAGCAACAGCAGCAGCAGCAGCAGCAACAAGUUAGUGGAUUAAAGUCUCCGAAGAGGAAUGACAAACAGCCAGCCCUUCAGGUUCCAGUGUCGGUGGCUAUGAUGACACCUCAAGUUAUCACUCCCCAGCAAAUGCAGCAGAUCCUCCAGCAACAAGUGCUAACUCCCCAGCAACUCCAAGUCCUGCUCCAACAGCAGCAGGCACUCAUGCUUCAACAGCAGCAGCUUCAAGAGUUUUAUAAGAAACAACAGGAACAGUUGCAGCUUCAACUUUUACAGCAACAACAUGCUGGAAAACAGCCUAAAGAGCCGCAGCAACAGCAGGUGGCUACGCAGCAGUUGGCCUUCCAGCAGCAACUCUUACAGAUGCAGCAGUUGCAACAGCAGCACCUCCUGUCUUUGCAGCGUCAGGGCCUGCUGACAAUCCAGCCUGGCCAGCCUACUCUGCCUUUGCAGCCCCUUGCACAAGGCAUGAUUCCAACAGAACUGCAGCAGCUCUGGAAGGAAGUGACAAGCUCGCACACAGCGGAGGAGGCAGCCAGCAACAACCACAGCAGCCUGGACCUGUCCACCACCUGUGUCUCCUCCUCCGCGCCGUCUAAGACCUCCUUAAUCAUCAACCCACACGCCUCAACUAAUGGACAGCUAUCGGUCCACACUCCUAAACGGGAGAGUUUAUCCCACGAGGAGCAUUCACACAACCAUCCGCUGUAUGGACACGGUGUAUGCAAAUGGCCAGGCUGUGAAGCAGUAUGUGAAGACUUCCAGUCAUUUCUAAAACAUCUCAACAGUGAGCAUGCGCUGGAUGAUAGAAGUACAGCCCAAUGUAGAGUACAAAUGCAGGUUGUACAGCAGUUAGAGCUACAGCUUGCAAAAGAUAAAGAGCGCCUGCAAGCCAUGAUGACACACCUGCAUGUGAAGUCAACUGAACCAAAAGCCACCCCUCAGCCCCUGAAUCUGGUAUCGAGUGUCACGCUUUCCAAGACUGCAUCUGAGGCGUCUCCACAGAGCUUACCUCAUACUCCCACCACCCCAACUGCGCCCAUCACUCCUGUCACGCAGGGACCGUCGGUCAUCACUACCACAAGCAUGCACAAUGUCGGACCCAUCCGGAGGCGGUACUCGGAUAAAUACAAUGUCCCCAUUUCUUCAGCAGAUAUUGCCCAGAACCAAGAAUUUUAUAAGAACGCAGAAGUUAGACCACCAUUCACAUAUGCAUCUUUAAUUAGACAGGCCAUCCUCGAAUCGCCAGAAAAACAGCUAACACUAAAUGAAAUCUACAACUGGUUCACGCGAAUGUUUGCUUACUUCAGACGCAACGCAGCGACAUGGAAGAAUGCAGUGCGUCAUAAUCUUAGUCUUCACAAGUGUUUUGUGAGAGUAGAAAACGUUAAAGGGGCAGUAUGGACAGUGGAUGAACAAGAGUUCCAAAAACGAAGGCCACAAAAGAUCAGUGGUAACCCUUCUCUUAUUAAAAACAUACAGACCAGCCACACCUACUGCACACCUCUCAAUGCUGCUUUACAGGCUUCAAUGGCUGAGAACAGUAUACCUCUAUACACUACUGCUUCCAUGGGAAAUCCCACUCUGGGCAAUUUAGCCAAUGCGAUGAGGGAAGAGCUCAAUGGUGCAAUGGAGCAUACGAACAGUAACGGGAGUGACAGUAGUCCAGGACGUUCCCCUAUGCAAGCAAUGCACCCCGUGCAUGUCAAAGAAGAACCGUUAGAUCCAGAUGAAAAUGAAGGCCCGCUAUCCUUAGUGACAACAGCCAACCACAGUCCAGAUUUCGAUCAUGACAGAGAUUAUGAAGAUGAACCUGUAAAUGAGGACAUAGAAUGAGUAUGUCUGACAUCGUUAAUGCUGAGAAUGAAGAUUGGAAAAACGCGUCAAAACUUAGCUGUGAAAUCUCUCCAUUAUUGUACAGUCUGGAGGAUUCUCAGUCCACUUUGACAACUAUGAAAUAUGUUAACUCUUAGUGCCAUCAAGUAUCCCAUUUGGGAGUAUUUUUGAUUUUUCUACUUUUUGUUGAAAAAAGGAAUUUGUACUCUGUGCAUUGGAUGGACUUGUUUGGUACUUGGGAUUUUCCUCUCUUACAGUCAACAUCAGUGUUGUAAAUUUGCUAAACUGAUUCACUUGCAUUUAGCAGCCAGCUGUGGACUGCAGGUCCUGCCAAUUUUGGACAUUUGAGGACAUCAAACUGAGCAUGUACACCUGAACUGCAGAUCAAGUCUUUGCCCAGAUUUUAAGGAUUCCAAUGGACAACAUAUUUGCACAGUACUGCAUGUUGAUUAUCACUGCCUUUACUCCAUAUUUUUGUUUUUUGGUUGGUUUCUUUUUUUUUUGCCUUUUUUUUUUCCUUGUUUUUUUGCUUCCAUUUGGGAUGGGGAAGGCCUGUGUGUGCACGUGUGUGGAUAUGUGUGUGUGCGUGUGAGCGUGUAUAUCGGGGAGGGGUUAAAAGAAAAAAUUAUCCCAAACAUUUUAAUGUAUUGCUUUUAUUCCCCCGCCCCACUUCUCCUCUACCAUUUUAAGUUCUGACCUCAGGCCUCAUCUGGGCCCAGGGCCUCUCAGAGGCUUCAACGUUUUCUGUACUUUGUGAUGAAUGUUAAUAGGUGUUUUUAUUAUACGAAGCUGAAUGUCAUUGAAUUGUUUGUAGUUUUUUCUGUCAUUCAUUCCAGUUUCCUUCAGAUGCCACCAUGUUUUCUUUAGCUAUGGAAAGCAUUCCAUUUCGGUGUCUCCUUUUUUUUUUUGUUGUCGUUUUUUGAAAAGGUCCCAAAUGCUGCACGAUACAUGUGGAAGGGUUGUCCAACGGAGAGAGAGGAACGAAGUACUGCAAGAAUGAGAAUGAAUGACAGAUGAACAUAGAAACACUGUAGGAAGCAACACAGAUUCAUUCCACAAAGCAGUAUUUUUAAUAUAUUUUCUUUUUGUUUGGGUUUUUUGAUUAUUUUUUUAUUACUUUUCUUUUGGCAGCAAUGGUGAAUAUUAGCAAAUGCCACAAAAUUGAACAGCACAAAGAAAUAUAUGCAGCACCAACAGAGUUCACUUUUGUUAGAGGAUGAAUAGUACAGUGGCAGGUUCUCGGUUGGUUAACACGAGUUCUAAUGGGUCAACAAAUCUUUCUGGAAUAUCUAAGAUUACAGAGAUGGGCACCUAUACAUUUAUUAUUACAAUUAUAUUUUUUUUCUUCUUAUGCAUUUGCAUUUGCAAAUAGUGCUUGGAAAGAUGACUUCAUUAAAUUGUUAUUGUACAUGGUGAUGCUUCACGGUUAAACAUCGGCUCAGAAUUUCUUGGUGGCAUUAAUCUGUUUGAAUACAAAUUAGAUUUCAGAUUGUACUUGUUACAGAGUUAAUAAGGACAGAGGCCCACUAAUGCUAAAAGUGUUAAUUUUCAGCUGUGCAAAUCCAGUACUGCAGUUAAGAUUGUUAUGCAAUAUUACACCAGCCAGUAUGGAAACCUCGCCAUAGGAGACAGGAGAUCCAGGAGAGAAUUCGCUUGUUAAGGAAAACUGGCAAGGCUCUUCAAAGCAAACAUGACAUACAAAAUUUGUUGUGAUAGGUCAAUAAACCUUGGUCACCAAACACCUAAAUAUUUUCAUUCUGCAACCACUUUCCAUCACUCAUUUAUUUAUGUAGGACUGUAGCUUUUUUAUUAUUUCAAAAAGCCUUUCAGAGCUUAAUUUAUAUUCUUCUUUGUACCUUUCUUUUUCCUAAAAUUACCAAAGAUAUUACACAAACGUAAAUUAUGUUCUCUGUUAUAUGCUUUAUCUUAUGAAGCCAAAUAUCCUCUUAUUGUUGAUCAAAGGAGGUUGAAGAAUUUAGAGGGAAAUGACAAGAUGUGGGCUAUUGCUAACCUGAGAGGGAAACUGCUCCUUUAUUCUAGAAAAUUUAGAAGUCCAAGUAGAUGUCUGAACCAAAGUUAUUACUUUUUAUUUGCAAUUCUUUACAGUGACCAAAAUGAAAGUCUGUAAAGAGGAAUCGAGGAGAGCUUUUGAGGCUAAAACUAGGAAUCAGUGUUACUGGUGGAGCUAUGAGAAGGGAGCUGGAGAAAGCAAAGACACAGUUAUUUUGUGGAAGAUUAGAGUAUCAGAUAAAGGAGACAGUUUAAUAAAAGACAGAAGAGAACAGAAAAGCUCCCACAAUUAACCUGGACAACGUAAUAGUAUUUCUAGAAUUAAAAGAAAAACAAUUUUUUGGUCUUUGGUUCUGCAGAUUCUGUGCCACUUCUGUUCCGGGACUGUGCUAGGAUGACUGCUUGAGUUUUGGUUGAUCUUGGCACAUUUGCUCAGUUUUGUUUCAGUUUUUUUUUGGUCAGCAUUUUUCAUGAGGAAAUAACACUCCUGUCCACUCAUAAGCUUUGGUACAAGAAAUUUUAUUGGCAGUUACUUUGAUAAAAACUCAACUCUGCUUUCUGUUUCAAAAGACAUAAAAAAAAAAAAAAACAGAGAAGAAAAGAAAAAAAAAGGGCAGUCUGUGGUCAUUUGAAACAUUUUUUCUUUUCAUUUAAAUUAUAUCCAGGCAGCUUCGUGACGUGCCGGCGGUAGCCAGAUGGGGAUCAUGAGAAUUGAGCCCUGUGCUUCUAAACUGAGUGGUUUGCUGGUUAGUUCGGGAUUCAGAAGGGGAUUAAAAUCUGGUAGAUUAGUUCAUCCUCAGCAUGUGUAGCUAGACAUGAGUAAAGAUAACAGCAUGAGAAAACUGUUAGUACGCAUACCUCAGUCCAAACUGUUAGGGAAUGAGUAAAUAAAAAAAAAUACAUUUCACUCAGUUGCACUUAGUUGUAUGUCUUGCAUGCUUAGUCUAAAGACUGUAGCAAAAACAAAAAAAAAACUUAAAAAAAAGAGAAAAAGAAAUAAAAAAUUAGAUUUUAACAUAUCUGGCAGGUGUCGCAGCCUUGCAGAAGAACCAACUGAAAAUCUCAGGCUUUACAUCAAGCAAACUUCACUAUGAUUUUUACAAUUCUGAUUCUCUAUCCCUUUGGAUAUACAGUUGCUUCUUUAGGGAGGGGUUUAUUAUGUUGUACAUAUAUAUCCCACUGUGUCUGUGUGAGCCUUUGUCUUUUGGGGGGAGGGCGGGGAGGGAGGAAAAGGUGGAAAGGUCCUUUUUUUUAGAUAUCAUUCCUCAAAAGGAAUAAAUGCAGACCUGUUUGUCAAAACACCUUUUGCUUUUUGUGCAACUGCUUUAUAUUAACUAUACUAAAAAAAAAAUAGCUUUGAAAAGAAAAAAAAACCUACUGUAUGUAAUGGAAUUGCAGAAUACGCUGCACAUGUAUUUUAUUUAGUUAUCCUUGCUUUAAGAAUAUUGGAUGACGUUUGCUGACAUGUGGGAGAAAAUCCCUGACUUUUUUUUUUUCAGCUUUUAAAUUGUAACAUAGUUGACAGAGUUUUUUCUCUUUUUUUUUUCUCCUGUUAUCAUUGAUCGAAGCGUUUUUGUACAGUUUUUGUGUUUAAGCUGGUUUUUUUGAUACUUUCCCACCCCUUCUGUUCAUCUUACCACUGCCUUUUCUGGCUGUCUUAAACAAAGUUCAUCUAUUUGAAAGGAAAAAAAAGAAAAAUCAUUAAAAAAAAAGGAAAAAAAGGAAAAAAAAAAAGAACUGUUUUUCUCCUGCUGCAGUAAAUAUUUUGCAUGAUGAAUUCCAGGGUCACACUUUCAAAGUUUAUCAGUGAAGUAGUGAUUAAUAACGGGGAGUGUCAAACUAUUGAACUUUUGUAUAAAACAAGAAAAAAACUUUACAAGGUGCCAAGAUGUAAAGACAAUUUGUUACAUGUUUUUUUUCUCAAAGAAAAGCGUACAUUAUGAAAGUAGUACCAUGUAUCAGGUAAAUCGCUGUCAGGAAUGAGAGUCAAAGCCUUCCUUGUCCACAAAACAACAACCCCAAGUUUGUAAAUGUAAAACCUGUUGGGUUUCUGCAUUCAACUCGAAGUGAAAUGAAAAAUCAAGGCUUAUGUAGAAUAAGUGACCGCAAAAAAUGACCUUUUUUGAUUCUCACUCGCAAGAGUCCCGCUGUAGGUCCUGCACCUCCCCUCUCCUGGAGCUCCCGCUUUGGGAAGAGGCCGGGGCAGGGAUUCUGGUUGUACAACUGUUGCAGAUCAUUAGAUAUUUUAUAUAUAUACAUACAUAAAUAUAUAUAUAUAAAGUUUUUAAAAAUAAUUUUGAACUAUUGUAGUUUUCAGAUUGCAAAUAAUUUCACGUUCAUUAUAGCAUGGAAAAAAAACCCACCACCAAAUGUGUUUAAACUCUUUUGAAAUCUUUUGGUACCUUUGGUUAAUGAACUCCAAGUGAGUUUUUAGAUGUUUCCGAAGUCAUUUAGUAUUCUAGUCUUGCGAGGUGAAUUUGCAGUUACGGACUGCAUUUUAAUGGGCCCAGAACAGGUAAACAAGUAUCUUCUACCCAUAAGCCUUGAUGAAAAUGGUACAGUCCAGACUGUUAGCAUGGUGCUUUGUGUGUAUGUGCUGCCAGUAACAAGAUUUUUUUUUUCUUUUUUCUUUUUUCUUUUUUUUUUUUUUUUUGAUAAGGCAUAAAAGAAACUCAUUCCUUACAUCAACUGUAAUUCCAUCAUUCCAUGUCUGUUGAUACAGACAAUAAAAAAUGUUGUGUAGUCAGUACUAAUUACUGACAUUAUAGCAUUCUCAAAUGCAAUAAAAAUGCUGGUUGUUCACACUGGUAA
Messenger RNA from Pezoporus flaviventris, 7904 nucleotides. It is a transcript of the gene FOXP1, whose product is annotated as forkhead box P1. Gene Ontology annotation, molecular function: DNA-binding transcription repressor activity, RNA polymerase II-specific; RNA polymerase II cis-regulatory region sequence-specific DNA binding. The transcript has 18 exons. The record is from RefSeq and is a predicted model, not a curated record. Gene Ontology annotation, cellular component: nucleus. Gene Ontology annotation, biological process: regulation of transcription by RNA polymerase II. NCBI's taxonomy places the organism in Eukaryota, Metazoa, Chordata, Aves, Psittaciformes, Psittacidae. Bases 1029 to 3083 code for a protein of 684 amino acids.